UCUUAUUUUGUGUCCUUCUUAAGAUCUAAGAUUAAGUCAACAUAAUCCCUAAAUUCCCAUGGAUAUCGGCAACCAGAGUCUAGUUACUGAGUUUGUUUUGCUGGGUUUCUCCAACAUCACAGACGGCCAGAACUAUCUCAUCCUGCUGUUCUUCACCAUCUAUUUGAUCACCAUUCUGGGUAACUUCAUGAUCAUCACUGUCAUCCUGGUGGACUCCCAUCUUCACAGUCCUAUGUAUUUUUUCCUCAGCCACUUAUCCUGCUUGGAUGUCUGCUACUCAACUGUCACCGUGCCCAAGAUCCUUUCAAAUUUCCUUCUCCAAAGACACACCAUAUCCUACAACCAUUGCUUGACCCAGAUGUUCUUCUUGAUAGGCUUCACAAGCUCAGAAUGCUGGUUGCUGGCCAUCAUGGCUUACGACCGCUAUGCUGCCAUCUGUCAGCCUUUGCACUACUCACACCUCAUGAGUCCACGUGUUUGUGUGAUAUCAGCCAUUAUUGCCUGGAUCGGGGGCUUCCUGGAUGCAACAGUUCACACAGCCUUGGCUUCCAACUUCCAUUUCUGUGGACAUAAUCAGAUCUACCACAUCUUCUGUGAUCUACCUCCUCUGCUGAAAAUCGCUUGUGGUGAAAAAUUUGUCAGUGAGAUAACAAUGCACGUAGCCACGGUGUUUGUGGGAUUGGGUCCCUUCCUUUUUGUAGUAAUCUCCUACUUCUACAUCCUUGCAUCCAUCCUGCGUAUCCGUUCCAACACAGGGAGGCACAAAGCUUUUUCUACUUGUAUUUCUCAUGUGAUGGUGGUCCUUCUUUAUUUUGGGAAUGGUUUCAUUAACUAUAACCAGCCCAGUGCUGGCUACUCCCUGGAGACCGACACCUUGAUUUCUACUAUGUAUUGCAUUGUCACCCCCAUGAUGAACCCCCUGAUCUACAGCCUACGCAACAAGGAGGUGAAGGGGGCCCUGAGGAAGAUCCUGGAAAGGAGAAUAUAGAAUUCUUCUCAAAUGUUGUAAAGACAACCUUGAAGCUCUUCCUGGAACAUCAAGAGACCAAGUCUUGUUUUUCCUGACUAUACUCAGAACAGAAAAGACACAAGAAAUGUGUCUUAACAAAGGGUUUGGUCGAUUUUCACAAUUAGUAGCAUUCAGACUCACCGCCUUCCUCCAGGUUUACUACAAACGGAAAUGACUUGUCCUCUGCAACACCUUAACCAGUUAAAAGCUAGCAGAGACAUUGACAGAAGUAAUGAAGUUAGUUAGUGUUUACCUCAUUUUGCGUUUGUUUGUUUGUUUGUUGAGUUUAAUGUACUUUGUGAACUCUUAGGGUUGUGAAUCCAAUUAUCUUUGAUUGUUCAGUAUCCCAGGUAUUCCUAACAUUAAGAAGCUUAACAGUCAACUAUUGGUCAGGUAAAAAGUUUUAUAACUACAUGUGAGAAGAUCGUUUCAAAUUUUAAAGCUGAAACUACCUUAUUAUAUCUCAGCUCACACCACGCUUAGGCUAAAGGUGGUUUGUUUUAUUUUAACGAAGAUCA
Molecule: messenger RNA, 1527 nt
Organism: Thamnophis elegans (Western terrestrial garter snake)
Lineage: Eukaryota; Metazoa; Chordata; Lepidosauria; Squamata; Natricidae
Product: olfactory receptor 5V1-like
Exons: 1
Coding region: 59-988 (309 amino acids)
Biological process (GO): G protein-coupled receptor signaling pathway
Cellular component (GO): membrane
Molecular function (GO): G protein-coupled receptor activity; olfactory receptor activity
Source: RefSeq, a predicted model, not a curated record